AAGAAAAUAUCUAUCAUCAAACAUACACAUCAAAUUUAAGAUGUCUGUCGGACUUCGGAAAUGGCGUUUGUUUUAAAAAAAAAUAUGUUUUUGUGCAAUAAGAAUUAUUAAUUUAUAAAUUACAAUUGUAAAAGUGAAUCAUAUUGUCUUAUAUAUUACAGAUAAUGGCUUCGCAAUAUUCCCGUGAGCAAAUUAAGAUUGCAGUUGCAAAAAUUUGUCUAACCAUUGGAUGGCAUUCGGUACAAACAACCUCGGUGGAAAUUUUAACCGAUAUCUUGUCGCACUAUUUAUUACAACUUGGAAAAUCUACUGCGGAUUAUGCAAACGAAUUUGGAAUGAUUGAACCAAAUUUGGAUCAUUUGGCAUUAGCAUUUCGUGAUUUUCAUGUAAAUCUUUCGGAAUUAGAAGAGUAUGUUAAAUAUGUCGACUUUGGAGAACCUCCAACAUCUGUACCAAAGUUUCCAAUUCCAAAAGAAGAUCAUCUUAAUUUUCUUAAACCUGGUAGUAAAGAAGUUGUUACAAGACCAGUGUAUAUUCAUGAACAUUUACCACCAAUGCAUCCAGUGUUAGAAGUAAAUGAUAAUGAAGUUGAAGAGAAAAAAGAAGAACCUGAAAAUCUUUCACGUUCUGAAAAUACAUGUCCUAUAUUUAAAAGGCCAGAAACAACAGUUGGAGAGCCUUUUAAAAGACCCAGGUUACUCUUAGAAGAAGAAGGAAGACCCACUAGGGAAAUAAGUAGUGUGAUGAUGACGACAUCUGGUUUUUUAUCACCAGCUCGUGAAGGUAAACUUCCAGAAUCUCGGACUCCACUGGUUUCAAUUGAUCCUACACCACAAAGUAAUAAUGUUAUGCCUACUGAUUCUAUUAAAAAACCUGUAAAAGCACUGAAAAAAGUAGAGAAGAAGAAAGAAAAAGGAGGGAAAGAACUAUUUAAGCCAGGUUUAGAUGAAAGAAUUAAAAAAAUAGCUAAUAUGAAGGACAUUGUUAAACUUAAACAAGUUAAGAUGAAUAAUAAUGCUAAUAAUCCGUCACUACUGGCGAAUAAUGUGUUGCUAAAUAAUGAUAUAAAAAUAACUCAGAUACCAAACAGUAAAAUCAAUUCGGCUCUCCCUCAAAAUAAGUUUAAUAAAGCUCUUGAAGCAGCAAGACUGAAAACAGAGAAACUUAAUACGACUAUUACUCCUAUUCCAAUUAAAUCUUUAUUUGCAACAACACAACAAUCUACAGUGCAGAGUCCACAAGUGCCAAAACAAUCUCAACAGUCCCCCAGUCAACAGUCUCAGCAACUGUCACACCAAUCUUCCCAACAACAGCAGCAAAACUUAGCAGGACAUCGAGAUGUACAUGUCGAUAAGUUAUUUACAGAACCAGAUAAAAAGAAGAUAAAUAUAUUAAAGAAGAUAUCAAAUGUUAAAAAUGAGAAAUUGGAGAAUAAAGUGAUGAAAAUAAAAGAUGAAAUAAAACAAGAAUCUAGAGAAAGUUCUCCAGAUCUUGUUAUCGAUGAGGCAGCUUCUGAUAUUGUUAACAAAGUUCAUCAUUUGUCCAAUGACAUUACAAUAGAAUUAAUAGAGCCUCAGCCAGCACAGGCACAAAAAAGUCCUGAAAAAGUGGAGAGAAAUUAUUUCGAUGAUGAUUCUCCACCAGGAACACCGUCUACCCCCAAAACUCCUGAAAUGAUUACACAAAGCCCUCCAUUACAAAUUAAAGAAAAAAGAAAACGAAAAGAUAAAUCAAAAGUGAAGAAGGUAUCAAAGCAUGUUAGUCCAAAUAAAGUGGAAACUGAUGUUAUCGAUGUAGAUUUGGAGCCCCCAAAAACACCUGAAGCCCCUCAAGUUGAUGUGAAACCAAAUCCACCAAUACCAUUUUCUUUCUUUCCUAGUUUUCCAGGCCCAGGCUUGAUUCCUCCUCCUUUAAAUAACUCCUUAUUUCCUCAUUUACCUAUUCCUCCUUUAGGUAUAUCUACAUUUGGACAACCUCCCUACAUACCUCCUGUCCAUCCUGGAAUGCCCAUGAAUUUCAUGCAGCAAAUAAAGCAAGAAGAACCUUCUGUGAAAUCUUUACCACCCCAUCCUCUUCUUUCUCUUGAAAAAACUUUACCCUUGACUGGGUCUGAGAAGGAACCUCCAACUAAAUUAGAGAAGAGAGGAAAGGAACACAAGAAAGACAAGAAAGAAAAAAUUAAGAAGAAAAAUAAAAAAGACAAAUUAAAAAGUAAGGCUGAGAAAAAGAAGCUGAAAGAAGAAAGGAAGGAAAAAAUCAAGAAAGAAAAGAAAGACAAACGAAAAGAAAAGGAGUUGAGAGUAGAUUUGGAAGUUGGUUCAGUGCCCAAGUUGACUCUUAAAUUGGGGCCAGCUUCUCCAAGACCAGAUACACCCGAAACAAGAAAACUGAACAUAAAACCUGUUGUUAAAAAAGAUGAAGAACCGAUGUUACCUGAUUCAACAGAUUCAAAAAGAGAAAUGUCGCCAGAACUGGCCAAAAUUUCUGCAUUAGUUACUGGUCAACCUAAGCCAAAAAGUAGUAGUGCUAAUAAUCAUAAGGAAGAAAUGGUGGUUAAAGAAGAAGUAACUUCAGCACCUCUGUCUACUACUCCACUUCGAAAUGGCGCAGGUCCAGGUAGGCCUCGUGUUCAUUCAAUCAAAUCGAAAUCGACAAAAACAAAUAAACAACAGAUACGACAACUGCCUCAACAACAGCAGAACCUAGUACAACAACCACAACAAAAACAGCAAACCACAAUUAAGGAUGCCGAAGGUAAUAAAGUGUGGAUUUGUCCAGCAUGUGGGAAACAAGAUGAUGGUAGUCCUAUGAUAGGUUGCGAUGAUUGUGAUGCAUGGUAUCAUUGGGUUUGUGUUGGAAUCCAAGUUCCCCCUGACGAUAAUGAAGAUUGGUACUGUAGGAAUUGUAUCAAUAAAAAACAAAAAGAUUUACAGACAAAAGAAAAGAAGAAAAGGAAAAAGCGAGAGAAGAAAGAUCACUAGAUUAUGUAUUUUUUGUUCAAUUGUAUCAGAAACUCAAUGUUAAUCAAUUUCUUCUUUUAAUUUUUUAAAACUCAACAUUUUAAAAUACCUUAUCUAAAAAAUAUAUUUUAAAAGCUG
Messenger RNA from Agrilus planipennis (emerald ash borer), 3098 nucleotides. Its product is annotated as transcription initiation factor TFIID subunit 3. Lineage: Eukaryota; Metazoa; Arthropoda; Insecta; Coleoptera; Buprestidae. Bases 165 to 2981 code for a protein of 938 amino acids. The record is from RefSeq and is a predicted model, not a curated record. The transcript has 11 exons. Gene Ontology annotation, cellular component: transcription factor TFIID complex. Gene Ontology annotation, molecular function: protein heterodimerization activity.